Messenger RNA from Leishmania major strain Friedlin, 564 nucleotides. Its product is annotated as amastin-like protein. Bases 1 to 564 code for a protein of 187 amino acids. The record is from RefSeq and is a predicted model, not a curated record. Lineage: Eukaryota; Euglenozoa; Kinetoplastea; Trypanosomatida; Trypanosomatidae. The transcript has a single exon.
AUGGCGUGCAGGAUCGGCUUGCUUCUCUACGUGAUCUCCCAGCUCCUCGCGUUUCUCUUUGUGCUGGUGGGUACGCCGAUCGACAUGUUUCGCCCACACAACACAAGCCGGAUCGGCAACACGCCGUGUCUGACCUUGUGGGGUUACAAGAGCGAAUGCUACAGCACAAAGUACGACGUGAGGUCGGACGAUCUGUGGGCGAACUGCACUGACCGCCUCCUCCAGUUCCGCGUUGCCGAAGCACUCGCUGUCAUUUCUAUCUUCGUGUACGGCUUGGCUUUCAUCUUCGGCGUCCUUAUGCUGUGCUGCUGCUUUUGCCUCCGCUGGGUCUGCCUGACGCUCAACAUCCUUGGCUUCGGCACCUUGGGCGUCGUCUGGGCGCUCAUGGUGGUGGUCUACUUCAAGGAUGACGGGAGCAGCUGCCGGAAACUGAGCGAUCAAUAUCACCUCGGUGCCGGCUUUGCUCUUUUUGUGUCGACGUGGUGCCGAGAUAUCUUUAGCAUCAUCUUUCUGCUUCUCCCCUGCCUCUCGGACGACUCCGGAAACCAAAAAGACGCGGACUAG